UGCUCUUCGAUGUUGUGCUGCGUUUCGAGAAGAGCUGUCGCAGGGGCGGACCAAGGGCCCCCCUACGAUCAUCAUUCCUCUAAAGAGCAACCUGUCAACUUGGAAAAAGUGGUACAACUCGAACAAUCCAGUGAACCAGAUGUGCCGCCCAUCCUACUGCCGUGCGCGAUUUGCGCACGGACCUUUAUGCCGCAGUCGCUGGAGAAGCACUCUAAGAUUUGCGAGCGAUCGACGAAUAGGAAGAGGAAGCCCUUCGAUUCGGCUAAGCAGAGGAUCCAGGGUACCGAGCUGGCUGAGUUUCUGCCCAGGCAGGAGAAGAAGCGACGGUCACCGGAAGACAGGUCCUCUUCGAAGCCAAGGUCUACCUGGAAGGAGACGCAUGAUGAUUUUCUGCGGGCCAUUCGCGCGGCUCGUAACGAAGUCGUUGAUUCCACGAUGCAGAAGCAAUGUGGCGGCACAACGAUCACUCCAAAUGCGCCGACGCGUGCUAACGAACAGGGCAUGUGUCCCACCUGCAAUCGGCAUUUUGGCGUUAAAGCUUACGACAGACACGUAGCCUGGUGCAAGGAAAGAAUUACGCGGGUGUCGCUCAGUCCCGCGACGAACAUCGCCAAGGAACGUCUGGAAGCUCGGAUGAAGUAUCGUGCUCCUGCGGUGAAGAGUCGUCGACAGGCGACCCGCGAGAAGUACUCACCUGGCUCAGCGAUUAACCUGAGUUCCGGCAACAAGACAUCGCCAACGCUGGCCCCGAGUAAAGCUAAAGAGAGUGCAUCGGCACCGAGCUGCAAUAAGAGCAACGACAGCCCUGUUAAACAGAAAUCGACUGUCGUCAAACGUCCUGUUCAAACAAAAGAGUUCUCCAGUCCCGGUGUUUCCAUGAAGUCGCGAUUAAUGGAUCGUAUAAACAGGCAACUGGAAGACGAGGCUGGACCGACUACCUUCCGUUCUGUCCUCCCUGUUAAAAGAAUCUCCCAUCUCCCUGUUCCGCCCCUAAAAUAUAAGAGAGAAAGUUUCGACCAGUGCAACAGCCUUCCUUCACCGAAAUUGUGCAAGAGACAGCCAAGAAGAGCACAGGCCAAGCUUAAACCAGACGAUAUCACGAGCCAGAGAGUUAAACAAGAUGAGAAGCAAGCAUCGCAUUCUGCUAGGUCACUGAAGGCGAAUAUCGUCUCAGCAAGGAGUCAGGGCCAUCCUAAAGUGAACGACGUUUCUAUUAACAAUGAUAUUGUAGGUAUCACUGUGAAACCUUGCAACAUAUACAAAGAAAAUCAGCUAACAACGUGGAAGCAGAUCGUGGAGGCAGAUCAGGUAAAGGAUGAAAAGGGAAAACGUAUCGAAGAUCUACGUUUGAAUGAGAAACAACUGGAGGAUGAUUUUAUAUUUAACGAGGAUGUGUUCAUGGAAGGUAGGAGGAAAUUAAGUUACAGAAGUGGAAGCACAAACUCGUUGACCAGUACGCCCAUGUUGAAUCAAACGUAUUCGCUCAGAGAUCUAAUGGUGAGUGAUAAGCUUGAUGAUAUGCAAAUAACAAAGAAUAAGAAAUGGAAACCUGUGAAGCACAGUCCUCGUAUAGAAUUCUGUUUAGGAGAUCCGGAUAAGACAAACCAGGUUUACGUUCCUCCAAUUAGUCCCAUUCUUUCUGGGGAUAUGAACAGGAAAGAAGGCACUAAAAAUUCACGCAAGAAUUUGAAGGAAGAAAAUUUUAAAUCAGCAAAUUCGAAGUACUGUCCAACGAAGGAUGAAGGUAUGACGAAUGAGGCUGGACGUCAAGAUAAUGAUUUAUAUUUUCAAACCUUUCGCGUGGAAUCUCCUCUUGAUAGCUUUAAAUCCUCGAGGAGUAGAAUUUUAGAGAGAAAAGGAUUAAAAUCGACAACUUAUGCUGAUAUUUCUGUGCGAAAUUAUACUAAUUCUGAGACGAUGGAAUCACCGAAAAGCCUACACGAGAAUAAUACGUCUAUCGAUACAUUAAAUACUAUACCAAUUAUAAAAGAGAAAAUCCCAUUGAAUUACGAAAAUACAUAUACUGUACACACAAACGAAGAUACCAGUGUGAGAGAAGAAAAUGUGAAGGAACCCCUGAUAAGUUUACCCGAAGGAAAUUUAUAUUCUGUAACUUCCUACGAGCAAUUUGCAAAUCUCGAUGAACUUAAUGACUUCUGUGAGAUAAGUGAACCUGAAAGAAAUAAUAUUUUUAACGAUAUACAAGAAGCAAAUCAUGAAGUAAGUCAAAUGACAUUAUACAAUGAUCGACCAAACAGCGAAACAAAUCAGUCAGUAUAUAUUAAAAAUAUUAAAACAAUCGAUGAUGAAUUUGAUUUUGAUACACAGAAUUCAGCUCGAUCGUUUCAAAAUGAAUUUACAGAAAUUGGGAACAUAAAUGAUGAUAGGGAAUUUUAUAACUCUGAAACGAAUUGGAAUGAAAUAGAAACUGAUCCAUAUUUCAUGGAGGUUAUGUUACAACCAACUAGAUCAAGCACUCCGUUCAUUAAUGUCGUACAUUGUACAAAACCAAACUUCGAGGAUUGCGAAGACUAUAAGCAAGAUCAGUGUCAAUUACCAAUGAAUUCCGAAUGGAAAGAGGAAAUAGACACUCGAACAGGGUCUGAGGUGUUAUAUCGAGUUGAAAGCAGAGAUUCGAAUUAUUCAAGCUCUGAUAAAAUUGACAAACUAGGAAAGAUUAAAUCCAAAGUUACUUCUCCUGACAGAAGAUCUGCCAAAUUUAAUAAAAAUUUAAAAAAUUCAUCAGAGAUUACUUCUCCAGUUGUACAGAAAGAGAACAAAAACUCAAGACCUGUAUCCUCUAUGCUAAAUAAAAGGGAAGACAGAUCUCCAAGGAAUAAUUCUUCAAUGAUGCAAAAGGAUGGGCAAAUAAAAUUUCCAAAAAUACACAAAAAGGAAAUUGCCAGUCAAAUAAAUAUCUGUAAAUGUUCAGUAGAAGUCUUUCCAAGUCUCCAAUGUGAAAGGGGUGUUGGUGAUGCUUGCAUCCAUACCAUUGAGAGCACUUCUUAUUCAGAACCACAGGUUUGUAGCACAACGUGUAAUAAGAAUAUGCAAAGAGAUGAAACAGCAAAGGAAUCUUCAGAAAGACAAAAGCCAAACUUCAAUGAAGCUAACUUUAAUACCAAACCAAGUGAAUCUUCCAUAAAUCAGAUUAACCAAAAUCAAGAAGUUCCUAAUUGUAAGAAGAAGUUUACUGCCAUCAAAGGCAAUAUGGUGAUAAAUAAAACACCAAAAAUUUUGGAAGAAUUGACAGUAAAGGAUGACACAAAUAACGAAGUCCAAGAGAUCUAUUCAGCAGAAGACUUCAACUGCAACAGUGAUAAUAGCAUCGAUCAUCAAGAUACAAUUAUCGACUUCAAAUCCUCCAGCAAGAACCAUAAUGUCAAGCAGAGCUUGCAAAGCUUGCGAUCGAUAGUUCUGUCAGAAUCUUGCGUUAAACUGAGUCAACGUAUUCGCCUGCAGGACUCGUCCAUGAGUCGAUCAACAGCCUUGAAGUCGCGUCGAUUGAAAACGCUUGGGCUAGAAAAUAGCAUUCAUGCGAGACAAGUGGACUCUGUUGAAGUAGAGACAAUCGAGGAGAUUGGCACUAGAAACAGGAGCAUCAGGUUCAGAGUGUUGCCUAAGAUCAAGGGCACCACUGUGGUGACGAAGGAGGACUAUCGCGAGAAAGGGAGAAUGAAUAGUCAAACGUAUUGGGAGAAGGCGUCUAAAGCCUCGAGGAAUCGAUUGAUUAAUCUAGAUCCACCGUAUCAGGGGGCGAGCAGGUUUCUCACGAGAAAUCCGAAAGUUUGUAUUCUUCCACCUGUCCCCAGUAACUCUUCCUUGAUAAACCACAGGAAUAUAAAACUGCCAUUACGUCCGGUAUGGAGCAAUUAUGUGCGCAGAAGACCGGAUUUUAAUCUCGUACUUAGCGGUAGAACCGGCAAGGAUUACGAUCCUUUCUUGCUAGCAGAGCAGCAGAUGAAUGACCUGCUCUCGGACACCAGCGAGCAAUCCGUGACGGACAGUCCUCCGGCCGGGCAAAACCGCAAUUCCUCUUUUCCCCUCUCUCAUUCCUCUGCUUUCAUUAAAUACCCCUGCCCGUCGACCUUGUCGAGCCCUGAAAAACGCUCGUCCUUGAUAGCUCCUCCCUCGGAAUUCGACGACCUCAUGUCAGACUUCUCUAGCGACUCCACUGAGACCAACUCGUUGUCGCGCGAGGUUUUCCUGAAAGAUCUGAAAGACAACAAGGAAUUCAAGGAGUCUAUCUCUAGGACUGACCUAGACAAGAAAUCACCAGUCAGAGAGUUGGGUAGACGAGUGAUCAUCGAUAAGUCGAAAGCACUGGGAGGGGACGUGAUAGACGAGACCAGUCGUGGUAGCAGAAGCUUCGUUGGCAGCUCUGAGAGGGCUCGCAAGAUUCUCGACAAGGUCUCGCCAAAAGUGAUCAGACCCACGAUCAAUCGUUCGAUCUCGGUCCGUGCAUCCUCCGCGCCCAAGGUCACGCCUGAUCGAAAUAAUUCGAGCUCUCACGAGCAUAGAUCGUUGCAUAAGAAUAUAGAUGGUCAGAGGUCGUCGAAUAACAGUUUGAACAGUAGGAAUAAUAAUUAUACGAAUUUAUCGAGCAGUAAUUUGAGCCUCAGCUCGAUCAUGUCCUCGGAUGUGGACAUCAAACGAUCGAACUCUGUGUUCGACGAGUUGAUGACCUCGUUCGAGGAUGAGAACGGGAGCUUCCCUUCCUUGAAAUCCUUCAUCAAGAACGAUUCCUUGUCUAGCCCCGUCCACGGCAGGCAGCGCAAUGGCCAGAUCAGCGAUGAAGAACUGUCUUCGCCUGAGAGCUACAAGAGGCAGGAUCACAAUAAGAUGAGCGGGGAUUCUGCUUAUAGCAGUUUAAAUCGCAAAUAUUCGCACCAUGGACGCAGCACCAACGACGUGGCUGGACGCUUCGACGAGGAAUCCAGGAGCAAUCGUCGCGACGGCGAUGGCGUAACAACGACGCCCAAGUGCAAGAUGUCCAAAUUUUGUCACGAGUGCGGCUCCAAGUUUCCGGAAACUGCCAAGUACUGUUGCGAAUGCGGCAUAAGGAGGCUCGUGCUCUGAAACUGCCCACUGCUCGACCGCCAUGAACGACAACAACGCAAUAAAUCGACUUCGCCCGGAUUGUUCCAACGACCGAACACGAGAAGUUAGAAAACACGAGGCAGAAUUACAGACCACUGUCUACUUAAUAUCGCAAUCGAAGAAACGAUUCGAACGCAAACAGUCGUGGUAGGCACGUGUUGGAAAAUACAGCAUUGGCACGAAGGAAUUGAAGAGUUAUUUUAAAUGUUCGUGUAACGUUAAAAGAGAGGAUUUUAUUCUUGCAAUUUAGAGUUAAAGCUGUAUAUCUAUGUACUCUAGUCACUGGUAUUUUGGUCGUCGUAAAAUUGACAGAAAGUAGAGUCAAAUUGUCCAGUAUUAGGGAACACGCGAGAGAACAGAUGUUAAUUGCAAUUGCAUGUCAGUUGCAGAGGAUAGAGUCGAGUUGCAAUGUAGAGGGUUUCCAUUAUUACUGUAGUUAGCACGAGAGCUGUCAAAGAGUGUUAGAGGUUCAGUUGGCUUAG
This is a messenger RNA of Eufriesea mexicana, 5582 nucleotides long. RefSeq lists its product as uncharacterized. The coding region runs from base 10 to 5079 and encodes 1689 amino acids. Lineage: Eukaryota; Metazoa; Arthropoda; Insecta; Hymenoptera; Apidae. The transcript has 9 exons. The record is from RefSeq and is a predicted model, not a curated record.